Molecule: messenger RNA, 1776 nt
Organism: Panonychus citri (citrus red mite)
Lineage: Eukaryota; Metazoa; Arthropoda; Arachnida; Trombidiformes; Tetranychidae
Exons: 1
Coding region: 45-950 (301 amino acids)
Source: RefSeq, a predicted model, not a curated record
AGAAUCAAAUUCAUCAGGCUAAUCAGCAGGUGUACUGUCUAAACAUGCUUUCUCAAACGAUCCGUGGCAUUCUUGAAGUAUCUGAUAUUUUGUAUAGUAAAGGCUUCCGUCAAGUAACCACACGUAGAUUCAAUCAAGAUAUCAUCGAGAACCAUUUUGCUCAAAUUCGCCAUCUUCAUCACAAUGAAAUCACAACCACCAAAUAUCGUCGAGUUUUUAAAGAUUCCAUGAUUCUUUUUGGUCAAUCGUUACCAUCGUCAAACUGUGAAGCAGAUGAAGAUACACCUCUUCUAACCGAAUCUGACAUCCCAGAAACGGAUUCAUCUCAUCAAGAACUCACAGAACUUUUUACAUCCUUAAAUCCAUCAUAUCCAUCCGCCAUUUCUGACUUUUUAACAACUUUCACUGCUGAAGAAGACAUCGGCGAAGACCAUGAUUGUCUUGCCAAUCAUGACAUCACAAAUAUUUCAUCAAAUAGGGGACUCAUCGCAUAUAUUGCAGGUUAUCUUAUUCGCAGAAUCAAAUCUAAAGGCAAUCAUUGCGACCUAUGUUUACCCUCGAUUGAUUCUGUUAAUAUUUUACCUGACCAUCAGUUCAUUUUGUGUAGAAAUUAUGCUCAAGGUGAUAACAAUUUCCUCAUGUUGCCAUCACUUCAAUUCAUAAACUGCAUCAUCUCUUGUUGUGAAGCUCUUGUUUCAUCUGUGCCACCCAUCAUCAGUGAAGAAGGAAUAAAAUUUAAACUUCAUGCCAUCCUUAGAUCACAAGACUUUUCAUUUGUUCCAUCAUGUCAUUAUUCAGAGAUUAAAGCAGCAUCGAUUCGUCAUCUCAUCAACAUGUUCAUUGGAAAAUUCAUGAAAGAUCAUAGAAGACAUCAUCUGACAUCAAGAAAAACUAGAAAAUCCAUCAAAGAAAUUCAAUGUAUUCAAUCGACUUCAUCAACACAACAUUGAUCAUCUUAUUUCAUAUCAUAACUUCAUGACAUCCACUUGUUCAUCAUUUAUCUGCCAUUAUUUGAUUUUUGUUUCAUGUUUUCCAUGCUUGAUAUUCCAUUGUACACACUAAUAUUCGCUUCAUAUCUCAUUCUUCUCUUUUUGAUUCACGUUAAAUUAAAUUAUCUUUUGUUCUUGGGAACUCUUUAACGACUUGUUUAUUCUUUCUUAAACUUGCUUGUUCAAUAGUUUCUUGUCGUUUCAGAUUUCAUUGGCAAGCUUGCACAAGUUUAGCAAUUCAUAAGUAAAGGAUCGUGGGUACGGAUUGAAGGUUUAUUAAUAUAAAAAUAAAGUUUUUUAUAAUCAAAUCGUCGAAUAUUCAAGACAAUUAAGUAAAUUUUUACGAUCGGUAAUAAUAAUCAGUACGAAAGUCUCAAAGUUACUUUUCUAUGAAAUAUCCUAUUCGUUUGUUAUUUUAUUUAACUUAAUCGAAUUAAUGGUUGGGUUUGAUACAAAUCUUAUAAAUUGGAUCUUUAAGAUCACUUCAAAUCAGGACUAAUGUGUUUUAUUUAAUUGAUAGAUCAUCUUAGUAUUGAUGUAAUGUAUACUUAAUAAAAAAAGUAGAUAAAACCGCACAUAAUAUAAGAAACUCGAGAAAUAGAACAACUGCAGAACUUAUCAAGACUCAAUUGAUUCUUAAAAAUUGUUAAAAUGAUUAAAAACAAUUAGAUUUGUGUUCUGCACUGAAUUUACUAUGUUUCUCUUUCUUUUCUCUCUCUCUUUACAAAUCUACUAGUGGCUCCACCUCGCGACACCAAAAAAAAUGUUGCUACAUAGUUUUUCCUUC